Molecule: messenger RNA, 3507 nt
Organism: Pygocentrus nattereri (red-bellied piranha)
Lineage: Eukaryota; Metazoa; Chordata; Actinopteri; Characiformes; Serrasalmidae
Gene: cyp7a1
Product: cytochrome P450 7A1
Exons: 6
Coding region: 323-1861 (512 amino acids)
Biological process (GO): bile acid biosynthetic process; cholesterol homeostasis; cholesterol catabolic process
Molecular function (GO): heme binding; cholesterol 7-alpha-monooxygenase activity; iron ion binding
Source: RefSeq, a predicted model, not a curated record
GAAUCUAAAAGUCCUUGAAGCUGUUUCCCAACUCAGCAGCGCUAUCAGUCUGCAGAGCUUCAGGUGGAGGUGUCCAUGGACUCUGUUCAAGGACACACACACACACACACACACACAUACACACACACACAGAGAAUGAUUUCCUAGAGGUAUCUGGCUGUAGGUUGUCUUUUUUGGCAUGUGAAUGGUUAUGGGCUGCGUCAAAGCCAACGUCUGACUGUCGGAGAGUAUAAAAGCUGAGGGCUAGUGAUAAACCUUCUAAGAGCAUCUCUCUGGAGCUCAGAACAACCGGCUGCCUCUGGCUCCCUCCACCCCUGCAGCGAUGAUGAUCAGCAUGGCUCUGAUUUGGGCGGUCGUGGUGGCGAUCUGCUGCUGCCUGUGGCUCAUCCUGGGGAUCCGCAGGAGACAGCCUGGGGAGCCUCCCGUGGAAAACGGAUGGAUCCCUUACCUCGGCUGUGCCCUCCAGUUCGGGGCCAACCCCCUGGAGUUCCUCCGCAGCCGGCAGAAGAAACAUGGUCACAUUUUUACCUGCAAAAUCGCCGGCCAGUACGUCCACUUCCUCUGUGACCCGUUCUCUUAUCACUCCGUCAUCCGGCAAGGGAGACACCUGGACUGGAAGAAGUUCCACUUCGCAGCUUCUGUCAAGGCAUUUGGCCAUGAGAGCAUGGACCCGAGCCAUGGUUACACAACAGAGAACCUGCACCAGACGUUCCUGAAGACACUGCAGGGCGAAGCUCUGCCAUCUCUGAUAAAGAACAUGAUGGAGAACCUGCAGAGUGUCAUGCUGCAGUCUGACAGGCUUAAAGCCAGCCGAUCCGAGUGGGAGGUCGAUGGCAUCUUCGCUUUCUGCUAUAAGGUCAUGUUCGAGUCUGGCUACUUCACUCUGUUUGGGAAAGAACUGGACGGAGAUCAGAGCAUCGCCCGUCAGCAAGCUCAGAAAGCCCUGGUCCUAAACGCUCUUGAGAACUUCAAAGAAUUCGACAAGAUUUUCCCAGCAUUAGUCGCUGGCCUGCCCAUCCAUGUGUUCAAAAGUGGCCACAGUGCCCGAGAGAACCUGGCCAAAACCAUGCUGCACGAGAACCUCAACAAACGUACCCAGAUCUCCGACCUCAUAUCUCUGAGAAUGCUGCUCAAUGACACCCUCUCCUCAUUCAACGAAAUCGGCAAAGCCAGGACACACGUAGCCAUCCUGUGGGCGUCCCAGGCCAACACCUUACCUGCAACCUUCUGGACCCUCUUCUACCUCAUCAGGUGUCCGGCAGCGAUGAAGGCAGCCAGCGAAGAAGUGAGGAACAUUUUUGAGAGUUCCAACCAGAAAGUUGAUCCAAAGAACCCUCAUCUGGUCCUGACCAGAGAACAGCUGGACAACAUGCCGGUCCUCGACAGCAUCAUUAAGGAAGCAAUGAGGCUGUCCAGUGCAUCCCUGAACGUCCGAGUGGCCAAGGAGGACUUCCUGCUGCACCUGGACAACAAGGAGUCCUACUGCAUCCGUAAGGACGACGUCAUAGCACUGUACCCUCAGAUGCUUCACUUUGAUCCGGAAAUUUAUGAGGAUCCUCUGACAUACAAGUAUGACCGGUACCUGGACGAGAACGGGCAGGAGAAGACCAGUUUUUACAGAGGAGGCCGGAAACUGCGAUAUUACUACAUGCCCUUCGGCUCUGGGGUCACCAAGUGUCCCGGCCGCUUCUUCGCUAUUCACGAGAUUAAACAGUUCCUGUCGCUGGUGCUGUCCUACUUUGACUUGGAGCUGUUGGACUCUGCAGUGAAGAUUCCCCCUCUGGACCAGUCCCGUGCCGGACUGGGCAUUUUACAGCCCACCUACGAUGUUCACUUCAGAUACCGACUCAAAGCACAAUAGGAGUCUUGCACUUUGUUUGUAUUUAUUGACUGUUCAGAGAACUGAGACGGUGUGCUGUUUUUGUUAAGUCCAGACAAACGAAAGAUCUCAACGGAAAUCGCAAUUUUUGAGUCUCCUGAUUGAAUGUAAAUGACCUUCUGGGCCGCUGUCACCUCAGAAAGCCAAAAUAUGAAAGUUUUUCAGGCCGAACCAGUGUUAAAUAUUCUCAUCUCUGCUAUUGAAGGGGAACUCCACUGAUUUUUUCAGAAUUUAUGCAGAAUUCAAUCACUGAUUUACAGCCAUUCAGAGUGGGUUGAUAUGAAAUGGUUCAUUUUAGAGAUGUCUUUACAGUGGUGGUGAUAGGAACCAGGGGUCACCAUGACUACAACACAAACCCACCUAGUGCUUUUAUGUGAAAUGUUAAUAGUAAAAUAGUAAAAAAUCUGAAAAAUAAGAUUUAUUUGGGCACUAUUUAAUGUUUUUUUGGUCCAAAAAUCCCAAAACCAUUGCAAAACAGCAUCUCAGUCAUCAGGCAGUGAAUUCAUAACCAUUUCAUGUAGGAACUCUCUGUGAGGAGCUUUUAGAGGGGGGCAUCUGGUUCCUAUCACCACCACUGUGAACAGUUCUGAGUAUGUAAGUUUCUCUAGAACAGAGAAUUUCACACCAAACUGCUCUGAACGACUCUGUUUACAUUCCAACCAUUUAAUUAUGCAUUAAUUAUUACCAUGGAGGCACAAUGGCAGCAGUGAAAUGUAUGUAGUUCUGACCAAUUGUUUUUUUUUUGUGCUGAUUUGAAGUGUUUCUAUGUAAUAUGAAGUAACAAGCAAUGAUUAGUGAUAAUAUUAGCACUUUUAGAGCUGUUUUAGAUGAAACCUCAUAGCUUUUUACUCAGUUAUCAGUAAUAUUUACUGCUUAUGAGCCAUGAGUUUCUACCUGAUUCUCUGUUGUUAAUUUUAUCCUUGAUUAAUGGCUUUACAUAAUGCUAACACUGUGAGGAACGAGAAACCUUUAAUGUGUCUGAUGUUUUUUCUGUACAGAAAUGUGAUGACUGCUGUGGAUUUGUUUGUUCUCACAGUUGCUGCUCAUUGAAUCCAAUUAAAACUUUUGUAGGAGAUUGUAGUUUCAUAAGAAGCUUGUUUUUAGUUGCAAAACAGGCCAUUAAUUCACUCACUAACUCACUCACUCACUAACUCACUCACUCACUCACUCACUCACUCACUCACUCACUCACUCACUCACUCACUCACUCACAUUUAGCAGGCUGAAUAGCACUCAAGUAGAAUUUGAUGAUUUUUAAAUGUAGGAGAUUCACAUUAGUGAUACUGGCUGUCCUUGUUUCUUUAAUUGUUUACUUACUGCAUGUUCAUCCCAGUUGAUGCCUUGUUGUAAACACAAACACUCUGAAAUGAUCCAUGCAAAAGUGCAAUAUACUGAAAAUGACCACAUAUAUUACCAUAUAUUCCAACAAUAUAUAGCAGUAAAUGACACUGUAAUAAGAGGAUAGUCCAGUUUAUAUGUCUGUAGUUUAACCGGAUGAAUCUGACAAACUGUCACAGGGCCAAAAAAUGUCCUCUCUAUGGAACAAAGUUAAAUUUGAUUGACUAAUGUCUUUUAAUACUUAAUUCACCAAAUAAACACUAAUUCUGCAUUCAAAUGUGCAAAAAUGA